Messenger RNA from Episyrphus balteatus (marmalade hoverfly), 2462 nucleotides. RefSeq names its product leucine-rich repeat-containing protein 40 (gene f-cup). NCBI's taxonomy places the organism in Eukaryota, Metazoa, Arthropoda, Insecta, Diptera, Syrphidae. The record is from RefSeq and is a predicted model, not a curated record. The coding region runs from base 300 to 2132 and encodes 610 amino acids. Gene Ontology annotation, molecular function: protein binding. The transcript is spliced from 10 exons.
UUUCUCUACGAAUACGAACGAAUACGACGACGGAAUUAUGUGCGUUCUGUCUAGAUAUUUGUUUUAAUUAAUUUUUUCGAGCCCAUAGGGGAAUACAAAGUGCCAAUUCCAAUACAUAUUCUUGGUGGCUCUAGUUCGAUUAAAUAAAUUAUUAUUACCUAUAUAUUUUAUUUUUAUAAUGUAAUAUUCUUAUUGUAAAGUAUUGAAUUUCCUCGUAUUGUCUUUUUAUGUAAAGUGUUUUGGUUGAAUAAAGUUUCUUUGUGCACCGGAAUUUGUGUUUUUGUUUUGUUGCUAAAACAAUGGCGAGUAGAGCUUCGCGUCGCCCUAAUUUAAGGAAUCUAAAUCCUGUUUUUCACAAACGGGAAAAAUCCGAGGAUAACAGCGAACUAUCACAUGGAAUGAUAAAACAAGCCCGGAAAUCGGGUGUUUUAAAUCUAUCGGGAAGAGGAUUGGCCACAGUUCCGGAUAAAGUAUGGAACCUUCAUGAGCCCGAAAAAGAAGUCGAAGUUACUUUGGACACAUUGAUGGAAAGGGAAGAAGAUGCCUGGUGGAAUCAAAGAGCCUUGACGAAUCUCGAUCUAAGUUCGAAUACUUUAACAAGUAUUUCACCAAACAUUCAAAACCUUCACGCUCUGACAGUUUUAAGUUUGUAUGAUAAUGCUUUGACUUCAAUUCCGAAAGAAAUAGGCCAAUUGGAAAAAUUGACAAGAGUUAAUUUGAGCCGUAACAAACUCAAGGAACUGCCAGCUGAAUUUUUCCGCAUUCGAGAUCUUAAACAUUUAACUUUGGCAUAUAAUUGUUUUGAAGAGUUAAAUCCAGAUGUGAGCGAUUUACAUAUGCUGGAGGUUUUGGACGUGUCAAAUAAUAAUUUAAAAUCGCUUCCGGGUGGUAUUGGGUUUCUAGUACGACUAACUCAACUUUUAUGCUCAUAUAAUCAUCUCAAAGAACUACCCGAUGAUCUAGUUAAUAUGAGAUCCCUCCAAAAGUUAGAUUUAAUGCACAAUGAUCUAGAAAGUUUACCAAUGGAUAUAGGUAGUUUAAGAAAACUUCAAUGCCUCUACGCUCAACAUAAUGACAUAAGGUUACUGCCCGAUUUUGAUGGAUGUGUUGAACUUCAAGAACUUCAUAUUGCCAAUAAUUUUAUUAAGGAAGUACCUGGGGAUCUUUGCUCAAAAUUGCCACAUUUAAAAAUUUUAGAUUUACGUGACAAUAAGAUUGAAAAACUUCCAGACGAAAUUGCUCUCCUUCAGAGUUUAAUUCGAUUAGACUUAUCCAAUAACUCAAUCAAUAGUCUACCAAACUCACUGCACACUUUGGCUCAUUUGGUGAGCCUUCAAGUCGAGGGAAAUCCAAUUAAAUCAAUUCGACGUGAUAUUCUUCAGUGUGGAACUGGACGAAUUUUAAAGACUCUACGAGAUCGAAGUCAAUUGGACGCAAGUACAAUGCCCGAAGUUAAAGAUUCUGCAUUGGUUGGUGAAGAAAAUAGCAUAUUUCCUGACAAGUUCAAAAUACGUAAAACUCGAAGCCUUAAUGUAGCAAUGCAAAACAUUUCAACAAUACCAAUUAAAGUCUUCCAGGAUGCUCAAGAAGAGGCAGCAAAUAUUGUUGAUUUAUCGAAAAAUCGAAUAGAAGAUGUACCUGAAGGACUUGAAAAGCUGGUCGAUUGUGCCACAGAAAUUAUUCUGUCCCAGAAUUUAAUAUCAUCUAUUCCAGUUUUUAUGACGCAGUUCUCGAGACUUAGCCGUCUCGAUGUAUCGUGUAACAAUCUUUCCGAUUUGCCAAACGAGUUUGGAGGUUUGGCUAUGUUACGGGAGCUCAAUAUAGCAAAUAACAAGUUUAAGCAUUUUCCGUCAUGCAUUUAUGAACUUCAAGGCCUUGAAAUUCUUCUAGCUCGAGAGAAUCAAAUAGAAAAAAUUGAUGCCUCGAACUCUGGUCUGGGAGCCUUAAAACGAUUGGCGACUUUGGACUUGAGAAAUAACAACAUUGAACAUGUUCCACCAAUUUUGGGGAAUUUAAAAAAUAUAACGUGUUUAGAUAUAAUUGGAAAUCGUUUCCGACAGCCACGUCAUCAAGUUUUAGAGAAAGGAACUGAUGCAGUUAUGUCUUAUCUUAGAGAUAGAAUUCCAAAUUAGCAAAUAAUGGUUUUCUAAUUUCUUUUUAAUUUUUUCAAAUCUAAAAGAAAGCCUUAUAUAAACACAGCGCACUAGCUCAAGCUUUUAUUUUUGAAUUUUGUUACAAAAUAUUUACCACAGAGAGUUUUUUACUAGUCAUACGAAUGUUUUAUGCAAAACACUUUAUUUUAUAGUUCUUUUUGUAUUGAGAAGAGGAACAGUCACAAAAGGCACAAAUUGAUCAAGUUAAAAAAAUGUUACAAAAUCUAUAUGAUAUUAUAUUAUUACGAAAAAAAAUUAUGUAUUUCAAAUAAAACUUAUAUAACUUUUUGACAUUUGCCAUUAAAUUAA